Molecule: messenger RNA, 2306 nt
Organism: Centropristis striata (black sea bass)
Lineage: Eukaryota; Metazoa; Chordata; Actinopteri; Perciformes; Serranidae
Gene: phax
Product: phosphorylated adaptor for RNA export
Exons: 1
Coding region: 311-1513 (400 amino acids)
Biological process (GO): snRNA export from nucleus
Cellular component (GO): nucleus
Source: RefSeq, a predicted model, not a curated record
UUCUUCAGGAGACUUAAGUUUGUCUGUUGAUUGUCAGCUUCUUCUUAACCGUCCGCAGUGAGUGAAAAAGCCAAGAACGGCUAAAAUAUAAAUUAACGCAGAAUAGACUCCGCUGCCGUUUGAGAUAUUUGAUAUUUGUCUUUUAACCCAGAGUUGUUUGAUGCUCUGCCGGGUUUAAUACUAACUUCUGGAGUAUCAAGCUGCUACUGAUUGUGUUAGCUGUUAUAGCUAAAUCGUAGCCUUAACUUUAGCUGAUGCAUUAAAACAGCAGUCAACAGCCAUUAUCGUUGGUGUGGUUUCCAGACAAGAAAUGGCGCAUGGCGGAGAUCUAAUGGACGGGGAUCUGGAGGAUGGAGAGAUCUCCGGCUCAGAUACUGAGAUGGGAACCGCCGCAGCUCCACACAAGGUUCCUCCAGCAUUUAGCGGCCAGUCCUUCCAAAACAGAGACGCUGCUCAGCACUCAGCCGCCGCCUACCGCAGCACUGGAAGGACGGCGGAGUCCAGUGACAGUGACCCGGACUCGUCGGACGAGGAGGCGGCUCUUUGGCGUAAGAAGCGACAGAAAGUAUCCAACGCUCCCCAGCCGCCUGCCUGCACCACCCGGGCAGAGCCGACCCGCAUGCCCGUCCCCGGCGCGCUGGGAGGCCGAAAGGUGAACAACGUUUGGGGCUCGGUGGUCCAGGAGCAGUGCCAGGAUGCCAUAGCUACAGAGCUGGGCAUCUUUGGCAUGGAAGGUGAAGUUAGCAUGUCCAGCAGAAAUGUAGAGACUUAUAACUAUGUCCUGGCUCGUAAGAUCAUGGAGAAGGAGCGAGAGAUGGAGAAGCAGCUGGGUGAUGAUGGAGAGGUGAGCAUGCUGGACGCUCAGCUGGAGGAGUACAUGAAGGAGAGGGCAGGAGGUGGUGAUGCAAAGAGGAAGAGGCCGGCUAAAGAUAGACUGGGCCCCAGAGCUGAGAUGGACGUGAAGGGCAGGUAUGAGAUCACAGAGGACGACCCCGAGGAUAAGGUGACGGAUGAGAUCGCACACAGGCUGCAGGAGCCUAAAAAGGACCUGAUAGAGCGUGUUGUCCAAGUCAUUGGGAAGAAAAAAGCCAUAGAACUGCUCAGUGAGACUGCCACGCUGGAAGAAAGUGGUGGUGUGUACACCAUGGACGGCAGCAGGCGACGAACACCAGGUGGGGUGUAUCUCAACCUGCUGAAGAACACACCCAGCAUCAGCAAGAACCAGAUCAAAAAGAUAUUCUUUGAUGAGAACCAGAAAGAGUGCAAGAGCAAGAAGGCCGCCCAGAAGAGGAGGCGGCACGUGGUGGCCAAGAAGAUGAAGCAGGCUAUCGGCACUCUGAACCUGCAGGAGCACGACGAUGUCUCCAGGGAGACUUUCGCCAGUGAUACCAAUGAGGCCUUGGAGUCAUUGGAGGACGCUGCAGAAGAGGAAGAGGAGGCUCAAGAGGAAGCUGCUGUGGGCACUGAGGAGACAGCGGUGGUCUACAGUGCUGUAGACCUGGAGGUCUUCUGAGGGCUGCCUCUGUCUGAACUCUGGGAGCUUCCAACAAGGACAUUUAGGAUUCAAAUUAAAACGCAACACUGAAAGCACUGUAAAAGUCUCUACUGAUGACAGAAUAUUAUGGAAGCCUGUUUCCACCAAUGUGAUGAAAAAAUCCUGCAAGUCAUUAUUAUAACAAACUUUCUCAAAAUAAUAAUAAUAUUGAUUUAGUCCGUCAAUAUAAUAAUACUUAGUAUCUAAAAGUUUGUUUUUUUUCCUUUGUGGUACUAAGUCAUUUUGAGAAAGUUCAUUAUGAGAUGGUUUUUUUGUGUGAGAUACAUUCUCAUUUGAGAAAGUUUCUCAUUACUUUGAAAUACUAAUAUAUAAGACACUAAUUAGUAUUUUUGAAAUGACUUAAAACGACGCCAUUACUUUGAGUAAGUUUUCAUUUUUCAUUUUUCUGGCAGAAAUGGGCUUCCAUAGAAACUCACCCGAGUAUCCUUUUUUUGUUGUUGUUUUUCCACAGCAAUUAAAGUAAACAAAUGUUGAUUUGAUUGGUUAAGCAUGGAUUUGAAGAGCUCUACACGUGUAAAAACAGUAAGACUUUCUGCAAGUAAGUGAUUUGUGAUACAAAUGUUGUUUGCCUUUAAAUCAAAGUCUUAACUAUCAAAAUAAGUUGUUGAAGCAUAUUGGAGUAACACUGAAUAACUCUGGCUUAUUUUCAAAUAUAGCAACUUUCUUUGUUAGAAUAUAAUGAAAUCUUGAUUUAUGACAUUAAUUUGUGUGACUGGAAUAUAAAUAAAGAUGACUCGGGUAAAAUUACUUG